This is a messenger RNA of Wasmannia auropunctata (little fire ant), 4683 nucleotides long. Its product is annotated as transmembrane channel-like protein 3. Gene Ontology annotation, cellular component: plasma membrane. Lineage: Eukaryota; Metazoa; Arthropoda; Insecta; Hymenoptera; Formicidae. Gene Ontology annotation, molecular function: mechanosensitive monoatomic ion channel activity. The record is from RefSeq and is a predicted model, not a curated record. The transcript has 16 exons. The coding region runs from base 775 to 3768 and encodes 997 amino acids.
CUUGCACGUGCAUCGCACUAUUGCAUAUUUCGCCAUUAUUGCUUGUGCUUUGAAUUAAUUUAGUGCCCCGCAUACAAAGGCUCGCAGCACAGUAAUAUUCUAUUAAUUCUAUUAAUGGAAUUUUUAAUUUUACUUAUAAUUGUUAUCUUUUCUUUUGCCGGCCUUGCCCUUGACUUAACACCAAUAUUACAUUCGUGAUACGAUCUAAUACUUCCUGAAAAAUAUAACGCAAAUUUGCGUGUGAGCGGAUAAAACGUUUGCUAAUGCGAUAAAAAAAAAGAAAGGGAAUACGUAUUUAGCGUGCACACGUUAAUACGUCGUAAUUGUCGCGCACGACAACGUUUGUUAUUGCGAAUAUGCCGAUGGCUGUUCCUACAGACAGUACGCCGGCAGAUCGUCACAAGUGACGCAUCUCCGAAGAAUAUUAAAUCGAGUGUUGGGCUCUUCCUCUCGUAAUAAUCGCGCGUGAAUUGAUAUGAUAUACCAAUCAAACGCUUUACACUAUCUGUAGUUUUUCUUUCUUGAUGUGAUCUGAAGUUACGUUAUUGAAAUUACAUUAGUCAACGCGGUUCUUCGUUUUUUGAGUGCAGAAAAUAUUGCAAGUACCUUUAAUAUAUCUCGGGAUAUAACUAUUGGAAAAAUUAUUAUCUGUGGCAAGUACAGUAUGCAAGUUAACUCAGCACGGUCGAUGGAUCAGGCGAGAUUCCUGGUAUUCUAAGACUAGACAAAACGUCACGCUCUUCUGAAUUUACAGCCACGCCUCAGACGUUGACUAUGCAGGUAGGUCCGUCGUCAUCCCCCCAACCGUCGACCAGUCGACAGUCGGUUACGUUUGGUAUUGUCGAAUGUCAGAACGAAGAUCUCACUGAAGAAGAUGAAAGGUCGCGAAGCGAACGCACGGAUACGAAAUUUCACAGCGACAAGCAGCGCAUCUCGAUCGCCGCCAAGCGAGCGAGUCCGAGCGGAACCUCACGGAAACCGGCGACGAUGGACAAAUCAACCGCAAAUAGCGAGAAGAACGACAGUGAGGACGAUUACUCGGCAUCAGUUUGCGCGAUUAUGCAACAACAAAACUCGGCACAGAGGCAGAGUCAGUGGAAGCGAUGUCCAUCGUCCCCGUUCGGUGCCGACAACGUCGCGCGCCAUCGAUCAUCGGUUUACACCACGAGCUCCGGGGAUACGAUAAUUCCGAUGGAAGAAAGCAGUAAUCAAGAGCAGAUCUUCGAGGAUCUCAAUCUGCACAAGGAGAUUCUGAGUGGUACAAAACAGCAGCCUUGGCCUCUUCGGCGUAAGAUCAAGCUCGUACGGCAAGCUAAAGCUUAUAUCAGACGCCACGAAGGUGUUCUGCAGGAAAGACUUGCUCAAAGUCACAGCACCAAAGACGUCAUAGCACGUGUCUCGCUUUUCAUGACUAAGAAGUGGCAGUAUUUCCGACGCGAGUUGAUCAAUCUGCAAACGUGGCUAAUACCUUGGGAGGUCCGUAUCAUGGAAAUAAAAUCCCAUUUCGGUUCCGCCGUCGCGUCCUACUUCAUUUUUCUCCGUUGGCUUUUCUGGAUCAACUUCGUCAUCGCGGCAACCCUUACAGCAUUCGUUGUAAUACCUGCAAUAUUGAUUGCAGACGCGAAACUCGCCGGCGAGAGGAAGGACAUGCUGGACGAAGAGAAAAUCAAGUCGAAGAACCUGUGGAUGGAAUUCGAGGAAUUCGUGCUAAAAUCCCCGUUCUUCUAUGGGUGGUACCCUAAGGCCUCGAACAGCAAUUACAAUUUAUCUCUGGCGUACUUUGUCACUAAUCUGGUCGUGUACACGUACAGCUUCGUCGCAAUUCUGCGCAAAAUGGCGGAGAACUCGCGUUUGAUUAAACUGACCGAAAAGGAGGACGAAUAUAUCUUUUCGUGGAAACUCUUCACAGGAUGGGACUUCAUGAUCGGUAAUCCGGAAAUUGCGCACAAUUGUACAGCCAGCAUUAUGCUGUGUUUCAAAGAGGCGUUACUGGAACAAGCGGUGAAGCAAAAAAAUGAGAGAAAUUGGAGAAUCAUCGCGAUGAGGAUAUUUGUGAACGUGGCGGUGCUGUCGUUACUCGCACUGUCGGCAUUUGCCGUGAUCCAGGUGGUUGAACGAAGCAAAACGGAGUCGCAAAGUUGGUGGCGGCAGAACGAGAUCACGAUUAAUCGGCACAAUUGUUUUCAUUCAGCGCUACCAUCUCUCAGACAUGAGACGCUAAAUCCUUUCCUGGAUUAUAAAGAUUAUUUGGAUUACGAAACUGUGGAUACGAAUAGUGGCAACGAAUCUUUUUAUUAUGAGGAAAAAGAUACCCAGAGUGCGGUUGAUAACGAAAUACUUUAUGACACAAACUCGACAGCAAUUGACAAUUUUCUGACUGAUUCGACAAUUGCCGAACAUUACUAUACAAGUUCUACUUUGUUCGAAAGCGAAACCACGACGUCAACAACGAUCGAGUCAGACACAAUGGAAGAUUCAUCGGAAACCAACGAUUUUAAUUUGACCGAAGGAGCAAUAAUUACUCCGUCGUCUUCAGACAGCGAGACGUCAUCUGUUAGGAAAUUCAAUGUCACAUCUAUAAUAGCCGAGACCACACCAAUUACAACGUAUAUCUCAGAAAGUAGCUCUACUUUACAAUCAAAACGUGUAAUUCCUCUCUCAAAAGACAAUUGUGAGGCCAGAUGCUAUGAAAAGAGUAAUUGCACUGCUACACCGCCAAAGAAUUUAAGUAUGGUAGAUCACAGAAAGUUGCUUCAAUCAUGUUGGGAAACUAUGUUCGGGCAAGAACUCACCAAGCUCACUGUCAUGGAUUUGAUAUUCACCAUAUUAGCUAUCCUCAUCAUGGAUUUCUUCCGCGCCGUUUUCGUGCGCUUUAUGAAUAACUGUUGGUGUUGGGAUCUCGAGAAGCAAUUUCCGCAAUACGGUGACUUCAAGAUAGCAGAAAAUAUUCUCCAUUUAGUUAUCAACCAAGGCAUGGUUUGGAUGGGAAUGUUUUUCAGUCCCGGUUUAACGGCACUGAAUCUCUUCAAGCUUGGCGUUCUGAUGUAUUUACGUUCUUGGGCAGUUCUCACGUGCAACAUACCCCACGAGGUGGUCUUCAGAGUCUCCAGGUCUAACAAUUUCUACUUCGCGCUGUUACUAUUUAUGCUAUUUUUGUGCGUGCUGCCAGUUGGUUACGCUAUAGUCUGGGUCGAGCCUUCUUGGUUCUGCGGCCCAUUUUCUGGUUGUCCAAAGAUUUAUAAUUUAGCGACGCAAAGCUUGAUAAAUCCGCUUCCGGAGGAGAUUCAACAAUGUCUCGAUUACGUCGCAUCGCCUGGUAUAGUGAUACCAUUGAUUGUUUUCAUGAUGUUGAUUAUUUAUUACAUGGCAUCUCUCGCUAGAUCUUUACGAGAAGCGAAUAACGAUCUAAAGAUGCAGCUACGACACGAGCGUACUGAAGAACGUCGAAAAUUGUUCAAAAUAGCGGAGAAGAGACAUAUCAUGUCCGAGACUUCGUUGUCGAGAUGGAAAAAAAUUCUGCCGGCGUUGCGACAGGCCAGACUAUCUCGAAAUUUGGAAAUAGUUCAAAAAGAUAACAUACAGAUUGGAAUUGGGAACAUGAAUACAGAGCUAUAUGCAAUUGUCGAAGAACGACUAACGAACGACACCGAAGAAGACUCGCAUCAAAAUCAGGUAUUGUCUAAUUAUGACAACGAGCAACGAGCUGAAGAACUGGACGAUUUGAUAUUAAACGAUAUUAAACUUCUUCCAACAGAAGUAGGCCGAUAAACGUCGUCGGAUGUUCUUGGGACUCACCGUCAAGCGGACAAAGUGCUAUCGUACCGGAAAUCCAAGUAAACGACGAAGAAAAAGUAUUCGACGUUCACGGAAAUAUGGAAUUGGAUGACUUGCCCGAAGACGAUCAAGAAAUAACGUAACGAAUCAAAUGUAAUAAAUAAGAAAUUAUUUUAAAAAUGAGAAAAUAAUAUAUAACUAGUAUUUUCAUGAUCCAUUUAAUUUCGCAUGGAUCUGAGCGGGGAUCUCAAUAUCAAUUUUAUACUAGUCUGUGAAAAAACACGCAUUAAAAGUAUCUUGUCCCUUUAGAAUUCUCCUUAAAAUAUUGUAAAUUGAUAGAUUUAGUAUUAAUGUCUCAUAACCUUUAGACAUGGAAGCGCGCGUUUUCUAUCCAUAUUGCGCUCACUGUUACAAUUGUAGAUUUCUUGAAAUAUAAAAUUCACUCAUUACUAAAUCUAUCGAUGUAAACGAUCAUAGUCAGAAAUAAGAAUUUUGAAAAUAUACCUUUUGCAAAGAUUUACUGGAGCUCUCGAUCACUCAAUGCAGAGUCAAUGAAUCAUCGUUGUGUAGUGAUAUUCCUAUGACGAACGUGAGAAUCACGAUUUCAACAGAUUGUAUGUAUAUUUGUUUGCAUCUUACAAGUAACGUCCGUUGUGUUACAAGUCGUAAAAGAUCGGAACAGUAGUCAUGUUCCGGCGAAUUUGUGGAUUUUACACCUCACGCACGACUCGCGUCCGAAGAGACGGAUUGUAAUACGUACAAUUACGUAAUUCGUACAAUUAUUCGUAUAUUUAUUCGUAUUCGCGACGUUUACAGUGUACUCCCGUAUAUAAAAAAGGUCACUGUUUAGCGGACAAACUUGUGUAAAAAGUACCAAUCGUCUUAAGAGGGUUUAUUUUCAGUAUAUUU